Messenger RNA from Lycium ferocissimum, 1906 nucleotides. RefSeq names its product E3 ubiquitin-protein ligase RZFP34-like. The record is from RefSeq and is a predicted model, not a curated record. The coding region runs from base 196 to 1065 and encodes 289 amino acids. The transcript is spliced from 13 exons. NCBI's taxonomy places the organism in Eukaryota, Viridiplantae, Streptophyta, Magnoliopsida, Solanales, Solanaceae. Gene Ontology annotation, molecular function: zinc ion binding; ubiquitin protein ligase activity. Gene Ontology annotation, cellular component: nucleus. Gene Ontology annotation, biological process: protein ubiquitination; ubiquitin-dependent protein catabolic process.
GUUUUCUGUGAAGUGAAUAAUCCAAAAGUUAAAACUAUGGUGGUGGCAUUGUGGGAAUUAUCAAAUACUCCGUAUUUCUUAAUUUUUAUCAGAAACUUUCACUAGUUUCUUCUUGUUAUUAUCAACAAAAACCCACUCAAGAUUAGCAUAAUCUUUUAAUCUGUUAAAAGGGGAAAUUUUGAGUGGAAAAAAAAAAUGGAAACAGGUUCGCAAGACCAGGGAUUUUCUCAUUCUUUGGUGGAUGAUAAAUCUAUGACAGAAAUGGGUUCUGGGGAUUACGGAUGCUCGCAUUAUAGAAGGAGAUGCAAAAUUAGAGCACCUUGUUGUGAUGAGAUCUUUGAUUGCAGGCAUUGCCACAAUGACUCAAAGAAUUCUUUAGAAGUUGAUCCACUAAAACGGCAUGAUGUUCCUCGCCAUGAUAUAAAAAAGGUCAUUUGCUCAUUAUGUAACACAGAACAAGAUGUUCAACAAACGUGCAUUCAUUGUGGGGUUUGUAUGGGGAAGUACUAUUGCUCAAAAUGCAACUUCUUUGAUGACGAUGUUUCCAAGGAUCAAUACCACUGUGAUAAAUGUGGAAUAUGCAGAACUGGUGGCAACAAUAAUUUCUUUCACUGCAACAGAUGCGAGUGCUGCUAUUCGAAUCUGAUGAAGGAAUCACAUAUAUGUGUAGAAAGAGCAAUGCACCAUAAUUGUGCUGUUUGCUUCGAGUAUGUUUUUGACGCGACUAAAAGCAUUACUGUCUUGCCUUGCGGUCACACCAUGCAUCUGGAAUGUGUGAUGCAGAUGCAACAGCAUUCCCAGUAUUCUUGUCCAGUUUGCUCAAGAUCAUAUUGUGAUAUGUCUCGUGUUUGGGAAAAACUAGACCAGGAGGUUGCAUCAACACCUAUGCUUGAAAUGUAUCAAAACAAGAUGGUUUGGAUCCUUUGCAAUGACUGUGGGAAAACAUCGGAGGUUAUUUUCCAUGUCGUUGCACUUAAGUGCCCUAGCUGUAAAUCUUACAACACUAGGCAGACAAGAGGAGGCCCUAGUUCAUACUCAUCUAGAGUUGAAGAAAUGGUUAGAUGAGGUUUAAGGUUCUUAAUUGAGACCUCGGAGCCAAUCACAUUCGUUUUCACGUUGCUGUUGUCAAAUUUCAACCAUCAAUCGCUGAAACAACGUUCAAGGCAACAUUAUUUGGGGUAUUUUACCUUCAUUUUCACCCAACCACCAAAGCAUUAUUGGCAGGAAGGAUUAAUAUGGCAGUUGCAGGAUGUUGUUAGCUACCACAGGAGUUUCGGAGCAUCCUUUCCUUUAUUUUCAAGUAAUAUUUCUUCACAUGUGAAAAGUUUACUUAAUCUGAUCCGGAGAUUGUAAUGUAAGUCUCGGAGCAUGCUGUCUCGAUAUGAUAUUAGCUGCUUUUUUUUAAUUAACAACAUCUCCAGAAAGCUUUUCUGGUGAACCUUGUCAUCUGGUCCUAGUGUUAUGAAAGCAUAUGUGACAGAUACUGCUAGAGGAAAUACUGGAGACUUAACUGAUUUAGCUGCAGACUUUGUGGAUCUUUUGGCUUUACCCUGUUCGACAACAAUAACGACGAAUCAGUCCCAAACAAAUGGGGAAAGUUGAUGUGUAUUGAAAUGGUAUACAAUUGCUAUGGGAUGUGGAAUGUUCUUUUGCUAGUGUUGCUCAUUAGGCUGGUAAAAUUCACAAACACUAUUUUUCAACCCCUGCAGUUAAAAUUAACCAUUAUCAUGGACUCAAAUUCGGUAAGUGAAGCUCCAGGACAUUAUAAUGGAGUUGCACCUUGGAAUUUGGAACUCCACGGCAAUUAUUGUUUUUCGAAGACAGGACCGAAAACUAUAAGGUGGUCUGUGAAUGCUAUUUGUACUCAUUGGGAUAUUUGAUUCUUUGGCCCAACAAGGCAACAACA